This is a messenger RNA of Gracilinanus agilis (Agile Gracile Mouse Opossum), 2766 nucleotides long. It is a transcript of the gene FLOT2, whose product is annotated as flotillin 2. NCBI's taxonomy places the organism in Eukaryota, Metazoa, Chordata, Mammalia, Didelphimorphia, Didelphidae. Gene Ontology annotation, biological process: protein localization to plasma membrane; regulation of myoblast differentiation. The record is from RefSeq and is a predicted model, not a curated record. The transcript has 11 exons. The coding region runs from base 31 to 1317 and encodes 428 amino acids. Gene Ontology annotation, cellular component: plasma membrane.
GCUGUCCUCGCUGUCCCCGCCACAGCCGCCAUGGGCAACUGCUACACAGUGGGACCCAACGAGGCGCUAGUGGUGUCAGGGGGCUGCUUCAGUCCAGAUGCGAAGAAAUAUGUAUUUGGAGGCUGGGCCUGGGCCUGGUGGUUCGUCUCGGACACACAGAGGAUUUCCCUAGAGAUAAUGACGUUGCAGCCCCGCUGUGAGGACGUAGAGACGGCCGAGGGGGUAGCUUUAACUGUGACGGGCGUCGCCCAGGUGAAAAUCAUGACUGAGAAUGAGCUGUUAGCAGUGGCCUGUGAGCAGUUCCUGGGGAAAAAUGUCCAUGACAUCAAGAAUGUGGUCCUCCAGACCCUCGAGGGCCACCUGCGAUCCAUCCUAGGGACGCUGACAGUGGAGCAGAUCUACCAGGACCGAGACCAGUUUGCCAAGCUGGUGAGGGAAGUGGCCGCCCCAGAUGUGGGUCGCAUGGGCAUCGAGAUCCUCAGCUUCACCAUCAAGGAUGUCUAUGAUAAGGUGAAUUACCUGAGCUCCCUGGGCAAGUCGCAGACAGCCCAGGUCCAGAGAGACGCAGACAUCGGAGUGGCCCAGGCAGAGCGAGACGCAGGCAUCAGGGAAGCCGAGUGCAAGAAAGAGAUGCUGGACGUCAAGUUCCUGGCAGACACGUACAUCGCAGAUUCCAAGCGGGCCUUUGAACUGAAGAAAUCGGCCUUCACCGAGGAAGUCAGCAUCAAGACGGCCGAGGCCCAACUGGCCUACGAGCUCCAGGCCGCCAAGGAACAGCAGAAAAUCCGGCAGGAGGAGCUGGAAAUCGAGGUCGUGCAGAGAAAGAAGCAAAUUGACGUGGAGGAACAGGAGAUCCUCCGGACCACCAAGGAGCUCGUCUCCACCAUCCGGCAGCCCUCGGAGGCCGAGGCCCACCGCAUUCAGCAGAUCGCCGAGGGAGAGAAGGUGAAGAAGGUCCUCUUGGCCCAAGCAGAAGCUGAGAAGAUUCGGAAGAUAGGGGAGGCGGAAGCCAUGGUGAUAGAGGCUCUGGGGAAGGCAGAGGCUGAGCGGAUGAAGCUUAAGGCUGAGGCCUACCAGAUGUACGGCCACGCUGCCAAGCUGUCCCUGGUGCUCGAUGCCCUCCCCUCGAUCGCUGCCAAAGUGUCUGCGCCACUGACCAAAGUGGACGAGGUUGUGGUGCUCAGUGGAGACAACAGCAAGGUGACCAGUGAGGUGACUCGUCUGCUAGCGGAGCUUCCAGCUUCCGUCCACGCGCUCACCGGGGUGGACUUGUCCAAGAUCCCUCUGGUCCAGAAGGUGACGGGUACUCAGGGCUGAGGACGCCCCGUCCAGUCCCCCCGCCCUCCGACGUGUGUCGUCAUCCCAGGGACAGUGGAAGAUUUACGGACUCUGGUGCCUGACUCGUGGGGACCAGAAAUUCUGCCAAGUCCAGUCAAUCCGUGUCGGUCCUUUUUUUGUCAUCAUCCGUCCCUCCUUCACUCUUGUGCCCUCCUCCUCUCUCUGUCCCUCCGUCUCUUGUGUGUGACCCCUCUUGGCUCACCUCCACAAUCAUAGUUUAAGCUAAGGAUGUUUAUGGUCACUGCUUGUCUUUGAGGAGCCACCUUGCAGCUCCUCGAAAUCCUGGUGCCUUGAAGUUCUCCGGCCGUCCAUUUGUCCACCCUGUGGUCCCGGCCAGAACUCGGUCUGAGGGAGGAGGGUGGCCUGGGGUAGGGAAGCCUUUCCUUGUGGCCCUGCCGUCCUCGUGGGAAGUCAAGGCCUCCCUGGCUUCUACCAACCUUGGACUAGGCUUUCUUCCCUAGACACCUCCAGUCCCCCAUCCCCUUCCUCUCCAGCCAGCCCUCUGGGGCAGGGAGCACAGGGGAGAACCGGGUCGGGGCCCUGGCUCCUUUGUUCAGGCCCUUCUGGCUUCACCCACCAAACUCUGACCCGGUCCCAUCUUUCCACAAUCGCUUCUAUCCCCGGGAAGCUGAUGGAGAUGCCUUUUGUCACUCCAGCUGCCAGAAUCACCAUUGGAUGGGGGCUGUUUGUGGGCCAGGGGGACGGUCGGGCUGCUCCCCGGCGUGGGUCUGCCCGCCCUCUUCUGGGGCUUCCCCUUGGCCAAUGCCGUGCCAAGAGCAGCAGGAGGCUAUCUGGGCCCUACUUGGGCAUGACCUCAGGGGCAGGGAAGUUCCCUCCUGGCUGACAAGCAGACGGGUGACAGGUUCAGGCUGCUUUCAGCCUCCGGACGAGGCUGGGCAUGGCAGAGGCCGGAGCUGCAGGCCUUUGCCUGCCUUGGGGAGGGCCAUGGUAGAGGGAAGCCGGCCUGGCGCCCAGCUGUUUGUCAUGGGGAGUUUGCGUCCCAGGUGAUGGAUGGGGAUUUGCCACCACUGGGCACACUGUGCUGUUGCUGGCCCCUCGGUGCUGCCCCUUGCCCAGCCCUCCAAGCUCCUCACACCACCUUACUCCUUAACCCUUCCACAGGAUACGGCCUGAGCUCCAUAUUCUUGUUCCUUUUGCUUGAUGCUAAUCCGGCCUGGCCGGAGCCUGGAGCCUCUCUCAGCCCUCAGCUCUGAGAGCUGCCUUUGGGGCCAGAGGCUAGGCCAGGAGGAUCCUGGGAUGGCAGGAGCUGGGCUGGGGCAGGGAUUGUGGUGGGCAGCCCUACCUGGAUGGGGUCUGCGGGGCUGCCCCUGCGGCUGGCCUGUGUCGCUGUCCCUGCAUGUAAGUGCUGCAUGUCCGGCCUUGGCCCUGCCACCUUCCCUCUGAUAGAAUAAAGACUCCUUGCACCCA